AGCUUUUGUGAAAGGAGAACACUAUCAAUUUUUAUUUUUUUUAAAUAGAAAUUGUUGUUCAAAGGUCACUAAACAGAUUCUUAGAGAAAGGUUUCAGCCAAUAUUCCUUUGAUAAAACGAACAGCUACACUUUCAUAACCAUUUCCAAUAUGUCGAAACUACAGUUGAAUGUUUUCGUCACCGAGCGUUUAUCCGCGGCUGCUGUGGAGAUAUUCGGGGUCGUAGAGAAGAUUAUUACGGAGUAUCAGGAAGAAAUCUGCCGUUCAGCAGAGGAGAUCGAGCGUCUACGGAGGCUGUUGGACAUGGCUACCAUACCAGAGAGAAUCUCACACGUAGCAGACUUCCAGGUACUGUCUCCUGCCGUUCCCCCUGAGCAGCAGGAGUGGAGCCCCAGUCUAGAGCAGGAGGACCCAGAACCCACACACAUUAAAGAGGAACAACAGGAGCACAGACUCAGUCAGGAGGACCCACCUCAGCCCUCACAUCUUUACCAAAACCAAACUGUGGAUGAUGGAGAGAGGAGCGCUCUACCUAUCAUCAUAACUGAAGAGAUCAAAACAGAACCUGAUGGAGAGGACUACAGAGUAGCAGAACCAACCAGUGAUCAGCCCCUUUCAGUUCAUCCAGACUGCUCUGCUGCAGUGGAGAAGCCAUAUCAGUGUAAACAAUGUGGCAACAGCUUCACACGUAAGGGACACUUGACCAUUCAUUCAAGGACACACACAGGAGAGAACCCCUAUCAGUGCAAACAAUGUGGCAAAAGGUUUAACCAGAAGAGCAACUUGACCAUCCAUACAAGGGUACACACAGGAGAGAAUCCCUAUCAGUGCAAACAAUGUGGCAAAAUGUUUAACCAGAAGGGACACUUGACCGUUCAUUCAAGGAUACAUACAGGGGAGAGACCAUAUCAGUGUAAAGACUGUGACAAAGCCUUCAACCAGAAGAUAGAAUUGACAUUGCAUAUGAGAGCUCAUACAGGAGAGAGACCAUAUAUCUGUCCUGUAUGCAAGAAAGGUUACAUCGCAUUAAGCUAUUUAAGACUUCAUCAGCGUGUUCACACAGGGGAGAAACCUUACCAGUGCAAAUAAUGUGACAAAUGCUUUGGUAUUAAAGGAAGCUUGAAGUCUCAUAUGAGCACUCACACAAAAGCUUCAGCCUGAAGUGAGAACAACAAAUGAUUAAUCACAUGUGAAUUUCUUGUUACAUCCAACUUGUAAAUAAUUAUUAUAUUUCCUGCCACUUGACAACAAAACAAAUGUAGUUAUGUGUUAAAGGUUUUGUUUUUUCAAUGUAUGUUUUCAGGUUGGACACACCGAUUUGUGUCACCUCGUUAGUCAGUAUGUGUUACACCUGUGCUGGCCCUUGUGCUAUUUAAGAGUGGCUGGCCCAGUGCUUCAGUUGCCUUGAAAUGUGGACGUUCGGUCAACACCUUUUUAGUUGGCUCUCCCUAUUUCAUUUAUAGAAAAAUUCUCAUUUGUCUUAUCUUCCCUGUAUUUGUUUUGCUCAAAUUUUUGGUUUGCUUCCUGUCUUAAGUUUGGUGUGGGUUUUUCUUGUGUUGGCCUCUUCUUGGGCAAAUUUAGUGGGUGCUCAUGGUGGGUGUCAUUUACGUUCCAGUUGUUGUGACUAGUCAACUUUCAGUGGAUUCCCCAACGAGUGUCUUUCAGAACCCCUCGUAAAACCCUGCCUGUUUCGUUUGUCAGUGACUUUUUGUUACUUCCCCCUUCUGUUUGAGCAACGUUAUGUGGUUUUGUAGCUGAGGAAAGUAACAAUGUGCGUGUGGAGUGUAAAGCAUCAUUCAGUAUCCGAUUUGUAAGCUCAUUUUGGUGCAAAUUUUUUUGGGAUGCCUAUUCGCCGUUACAAUGAGGGAAU
Molecule: messenger RNA, 1869 nt
Organism: Oncorhynchus tshawytscha (Chinook salmon)
Lineage: Eukaryota; Metazoa; Chordata; Actinopteri; Salmoniformes; Salmonidae
Product: zinc finger protein 239
Exons: 2
Coding region: 150-1088 (312 amino acids)
Cellular component (GO): nucleus
Source: RefSeq, a predicted model, not a curated record